AUGGAGGACCUUCUAACGACAGUCUCGACCGAUGGGUCGAGCAUCAUGCCCAAGCUUGCGCCCCAUCUCAGCCGUCACCUUCUCUUCCCGCUCAUCCAGUAUGAGAACGAACAAGCCGAAGAGCAGGGCCUAGAAGAGAAAGCCCGCAAGAUUGCCAGCGGCAAGAUCAAGCUGCUGGAGGACACCAACAUGACCGACUACGUGGCGAGCCUGUACUGCGAGCUGCACGGCACCGACGAGGCGCCCGCCGAGUACAACAAGAAGAGGCAAGAGGUGCUGGCCGAUCUCGAGAAGCACGAGGCUGCGACGGCCAAGAUUGCGGAUCUCUUGACACAAGAUGAGGUCUUGAACGGGCUGAGGAGCGACAAGCUCGCCAACUUGGAGUUCUUGAAGAAGGAGCACGGUGUGACCAUGGACAUGGUGAAUGCGCUCUUUGACUUUGGCCAGUUCCAGUUCCGGUGCGGUCAGUACGGACCCGCCGCCGAUAUGCUCUACCAGUUCCGUGUCCUGUCCACCGACAACGACAAGGUGGCUGCCGCGACAUGGGGCAAGCUCGCCUCCGAGAUCCUGCAGACCAACUGGGACGCGGUCGUGGACGAGAUCAAGAAUGUCCGCGAAGGCAUCGACACGCGCCUGUUCAGCAACCCGCGCGCGCAGCUCGACCACAGGACCAUGCUGGUGCACUGGUGCCUGUUCCCCCUGUUCAACUCGGACACGGCCCGGGAUCCCAUCCUAGACAUGUUCUUCUCCGCCGCCUUUAUCAACACCAUCCAGACCAGCUGCCCGUGGGUCCUGCGCUACCUCAUUGCCGCCGUCAUCACCGGCCGCAACCGUGGGCGCAAUUCGUCUCUCCAGCAGAAGCAGCUCAAGGACAUUGUCCGCUAUGUUCGCCAGGAGGCCUACGAGUACACCGAUCCCCUGACCCAGUUUGUGAACGCGCUCUACAUUGCGCACGACUUUGAGUCGGCGCGCGAGGCCCUCCGCCUCGCCGAGCAGGUCUGCCGCUCCGACUUUUUCCUCGCGUCCUCGGCCGACGCCUUUGUCGACGCCGCCCGCCACCUCAUCUGCGAGUCGUACUGCAAGAUCUUCAGCCGCAUGAACAUUCACGAUCUGAGCGAGAAGCUCGGCCUUAACCCGGCCGACGGCGAGAAGUGGAUCGUCAACCUGAUCCGCGAGACGCGCCUCGACGCCAAGAUUGACAGCCAAGACGGCACCGUCGUCAUGAACCACCCGCCCAAUAACGUCUACCAGCAGGUCAUUGAGAAGACAAAGGGUGGCUUCUUCCGGACGCAGGUCCUCAACGCGGCGGUGACCAAGGCGUCGUCGUGA
This is a messenger RNA of Emericellopsis cladophorae, 1329 nucleotides long. RefSeq lists its product as uncharacterized. Gene Ontology annotation, cellular component: nucleus; eukaryotic translation initiation factor 3 complex; cytoplasm. Gene Ontology annotation, biological process: translational initiation. The record is from RefSeq and is a predicted model, not a curated record. Bases 1 to 1329 code for a protein of 442 amino acids. Gene Ontology annotation, molecular function: translation initiation factor activity. NCBI's taxonomy places the organism in Eukaryota, Fungi, Ascomycota, Sordariomycetes, Hypocreales, Bionectriaceae. The transcript is spliced from 2 exons.